AUGAGAAAGGUGUUGCGGCUGCGUCGGAAGGGGGUAGCUAGAGCGGAGGGGGAUGGGAAGGAGAACAGACAAGUGGGGGAGGAGAUUGGGGAAGGACGCGCUUCAAAAAGGCAACGGUGCGAGAGAAAUUCCGGAUCCGGACCGGCUUUGGUCGACAUUCGCGUUCAACCUAGUGGGGAGGGCGGGCGCGUGGAUGUCGGUGGUCAACGAUUAUCGACACCCACAACAGGGAAUGUAGCAGUGGAGGUGGUGUGUGACGGCAGUCUCGCAAAUGAGGAGGCUAAUGUAGGAGGGGGGAAGACAGUUGAAGUGGGAGGUGGUGUGUGGGUGGAGAGGGGAGACAUGGAGGAUUUGAGAUGGGAGGAUGUACGCGAGAUGUGGGGCUAUGAUCCGCAUCCUAUCCAUGGUGUCCGUCUGUGCUCGGAGGCGUCGUUCCUCAUCAUCCAGGCUUCGGUGUCAGGCAGGGUUCAUACAUCCGACGAGGAGGCCGAUGAGGAGCAUGUGACAGAGACGGCUGAUGCCCCCACUCCAGAUACGGCAGCGGGAGACGAGGAUGCAGUUGAACCAGAGUCGCCUCAUCGUCGAUGGGAGGAGAGGGGGACUAAGAAGAGGCGGCGGGAGGAGUUGGAGGGGGUGGAAAACGAUGAUUUGGCCAUGGAUGACCUCGUCGAGGAGGUGACUGUUGGGCAGCGCUUUAGCAUUCACUUCCACCAUGUCAUGGUGCGCAAUGCGACACUCGCAAAACUAGGUCUCCCCAUGAGUGCUGAGGAUGUGGCAGCCGAGCUCGCCCUCGCUGCUGACCAUUGGGUGGGUCUACAUGCCGGUUGUGCUAGGGGGGAUGUCCUUCCUCGUUGCGUGAAGGACAACUGGGGCCCUGAGAGUGCCGUGUACGAGCCUGACUCUGAGACCCACAGGGCAGUGAAAGAGUGGCUGGCCACUCACUGUAGCGCAGAACAGAUGCGACCCUACGUGCUUGGGGCAGGGAGUUGGCUGAACGAAUCAUUCCACUCCCUCAUCUGCAAGUAUGCUCCCAAGCGCGUCAGGUUCUCGGAUUACGAGGUCGAUACGGAGCCAUCUCGCGCAUCUCUGGGUCAAAUGAAGAAACGCAAGCGUGACGGUGGGAGAUCAAGAUGUGGGCAUGCACUAGCGUGGCAGCGUGUUCAAGUGGAUGAUAAUGCCACAGGAAAACGACAUCAGAAACGGGGUUCUCACUCUUCUCAACGUGCCAACGCAGGGCUGGUGCAGGAUCGGGUAGCAGCGGUGGCACUGGCAUAUUUGAUCGAAUAA
Molecule: messenger RNA, 1287 nt
Organism: Closterium sp. Naga37s-1
Lineage: Eukaryota; Viridiplantae; Streptophyta; Zygnematophyceae; Desmidiales; Closteriaceae
Source: the annotation of a GenBank genome assembly